Messenger RNA from Quercus lobata, 1588 nucleotides. RefSeq names its product E3 ubiquitin-protein ligase PUB23-like. Gene Ontology annotation, biological process: protein ubiquitination. The transcript has a single exon. The record is from RefSeq and is a predicted model, not a curated record. The coding region runs from base 147 to 1361 and encodes 404 amino acids. Gene Ontology annotation, molecular function: ubiquitin protein ligase activity. Lineage: Eukaryota; Viridiplantae; Streptophyta; Magnoliopsida; Fagales; Fagaceae.
UACUUUUGAUUUCUUUGAAUCCAUCUAUCAUUAUUGUCCAAACCUUUCAGCUUAUAAUUAUUAUCCUCAUCUUCUAUUGAAAACCCCCUCCUAUUUUGUCUCACAAUUAUACUUGACUUUGAAGAUCCAAACCAGGCUUGUCUGAGAUGGAAGAAAUUGAUGUUCCUGCUCAUUUUCUCUGCCCGAUUUCAAUGCAACUUAUGAGAGAUCCGGUCACCCUCUCAACUGGGAUAACCUACGAUCGGGACAGCAUUGAAAGAUGGUUGUUUUCUUGCAAGAACAACACUUGUCCGGUAACAAAGCAAGUUUUGUGUGAUACGGAGCUUCUUAUUCCGAACCAUACUCUACGCCGGUUGAUCCAAGCAUGGUGCACCCUCAAUACUUCUCAAGGUAUUGAACGCAUUCCAACCCCGAAGCCACCAGUGGACAAAGCCCAGAUCGUCAAAAUCCUCAACGAGGCAAAGAAGUUCCCAAAUAUGCAACUCAACUGCCUCAGAAGACUUAAAAGCAUUGCAUUUGAAAGCGAAAGGAACAAGAAGUGUUUAGAGGCAGCUGGUGGAGUUGUUUUCUUGGCUUCAAUCAUAGUAAGAGAGAAUGGAAACGAUGAUAUAAUGAUAACUGAAGCAGCUGUUGAUCUUCUUUCUAAUCUUAAAUUCUCAGAAACAGAUCUCAAGAAUCUCAUAAACAAUGAUGGUGAAUUUGUGGAGUCUCUGUUGCAAGUUUUGAAGCGUGGAAACUAUCAAUCUAGAGCAUACACAACCAUGUUAUUGAAAUCCGUUUAUGAAGCGGCUGGUCCGAUCCAAUUGAUCAACGUUAAACCCGAAUUCUUCUCUGAAAUAGUCCGCGUUUUGCAAGACCAAAUCUCGCAGCAAGCCUCUAAGGCCGCAUUGAAGCUUCUUGUGGAGCUUUGUCCAUGGGGAAGAAACCGAAUCAAAGCUGUCGAAGGUGGUGCAGUUGUAGUCCUGAUAGAGCUCCUUAUUGAGGCAUCAGAAAGGAGGGUGUGUGAGCUUGUGCUUGUUGCUUUGGACCAGCUUUGUGGUUGCGCAGAAGGGCGGGCGGAGUUGUUGAAGCAUGGAGCGGGGCUGGCGAUUGUAUCAAAGAAAAUUCUAAGGGUUUCUCAUGUGGCCAGUGAUAGGGCAGUAAGAAUUUUGUCCUCAGUUUCUAGGUUUUCUGCCACUUCUAGGGUUCUUCAGGAAAUGUUACAAGUGGGUGUUGUAUCCAAGUUGUGUUUGGUUUUUCAAGUUGAGAGUAGUUUAAAGACCAAGGAGAAAGCUAGGGAGAUCCUCAGAAUGCACUCUAAGGUUUGGAAGAAUUCUUCAUGUAUUCCUGCUCAUUUGGUUUCAUCUUAUCCAUCUUCUUGAUAAUAUAGCUACUUUCGUGUACAUAAUGGAAAUUAGUCGUGCAGAGGAAAAUUAAGCUGCAUGCGAAUUUCUUGAAUCAUAUACAUAUGGAUUUGAAGUGGCGUCCAAAAAAGAGAGAGAAAUGUUUUCAAUGUCAUAGCUUUGUUAUUCUUUGAGAAGCGUCUCGGCUGUUUUGUUUGUUUUCUUUCUAAUAAUAUUUAUUAGAUUAGAUUAGACAUCAAUUGUAA